Molecule: messenger RNA, 696 nt
Organism: Fulvia fulva
Lineage: Eukaryota; Fungi; Ascomycota; Dothideomycetes; Mycosphaerellales; Mycosphaerellaceae
Exons: 2
Coding region: 1-696 (231 amino acids)
Molecular function (GO): protein binding
Source: RefSeq, a predicted model, not a curated record
AUGGACAAAAUCAUUCAGUUUGCCCAGAGCUACGAGAACGCCGAAUGGGUCACUAUCACCCUCGAAAAUACCGACAAAACCUACACCGUUCAGAAAGCGCUGCUUUGCCAAACGUCAGACCACUUCAGCAAAGCCUUGCGCAGGGACAGUUCUAUGGAAGCGAGCGAGCAGACGGCACAUGUUCCGCAUUGCACCGUCGAGACUUUCUCAGCAUUCCUGUACUGGCUGUGCCAUCGGCAGCUACCUGACAUGCGGUCCGGACUUGAGGGCGCACAUCCAGAUAUACAGGAGGGGCACAGUAUUGCACAUCAGUCGCUGCUGGUCUUGCUGUGGUCUUUCGGUCACGAUUGGGAAAUCCCCGAGCUACAGAACGCUACCAUGAACACUCUCCUCGACUUGCUACAAUGCACUUCGGUCGCAGUAGAGGCUGUACAGCUAGCUUUUGAGCGGACAGGAAACGGCAGUGAGAUCAGUGAGGUGCUGGCCAGUGAGAUAUACCCCGAAAUCUACAACAAGCACAGUUCCGAGCAGAAGUUGCACGAGCUCGCCGCAAUACCAGGUUUCCUUUCUGCAUCUUUGGUAGCAGCGAGAGACUACCACAACUUAGGUCGUGACUGCAGCUCUACAGAUGACGCGCCAUCCGGACAAAGGGAUCGAUCGGAGUUCAUGGUUCGUGAACGACGGGACGGUCUAUGA